Sebastes umbrosus (honeycomb rockfish) is the source of this 863-nucleotide messenger RNA. Its product is annotated as cytosolic iron-sulfur assembly component 2B-like. Lineage: Eukaryota; Metazoa; Chordata; Actinopteri; Perciformes; Sebastidae. The transcript is spliced from 4 exons. Gene Ontology annotation, biological process: iron-sulfur cluster assembly. The record is from RefSeq and is a predicted model, not a curated record. The annotation marks the transcript as partial. Gene Ontology annotation, cellular component: cytosolic [4Fe-4S] assembly targeting complex.
CUAAAGUUACAUCUGAUCAGAUCCAUCAACGACCCGGAGCAUCCUCUGUCUCUGGAGGAACUCAAUGUCGUGGAGCAAGUCCGAGUCCAGGUUAAUGAUGCAGAGAGCAUUGUGGGUAUUGAGUUCACGCCCACCAUCCCCCACUGCAGCAUGGCAACACUCAUUGGCCUGUCAAUCAAAGUGAAGCUGCUGCGCUCGCUGCCAGACCGAUUCAAAAUUGACGUCCACAUCACUCCCGGGACUCACGCCUCAGAGGAAGCAGUGAACAAACAGCUGGCAGACAAAGAGAGAGUUGCAGCAGCUCUGGAGAACUCCUCUCUGCUGGAGGUGGUCAACCAGUGCCUGACCCCCCCUAAGGGCGUCUGAGCAGCCAAUCAGCUUCAUCGUCUUCUGCUUUCAGCCACUGAUCAGCCAAUCGUGUUCGGCUCUGUCUUUGACGACUGAGGUGUGUCUGCCAAGCUCUGUGUCCGGCCGCCCAUCACCAAUACAGGUGUGAAUAGCUGCAACUGGCGGACACUGAUGCAGCAAACCCAAUUAUUGAAUGUUUCCUCCUAAAGAGAGCCAUACAGACGGCUAGUCAUCAUGCAGAACAGUCUGCACAAAGCAGUAUUAGUAAUUCUACUUCCAUCUGUGAAUUUUUGUGGUGAAAAAGUUGAGAAACUCUGCCCGUCAGGUCAUUCAGUGUAUUUCCUGUUUUAUAUUAUUAAAUCUGUAUUCUAACGGAUGCAAUGAAUCAUUUUUAGAAUAAUAUUUAGACUCAACAUCUGCAGCAACAAUCCACACACGUAUAUAAUAUUGAUGCUUUUGACAUCAUAUUAAAAAUGUAUAGACCAGAAAUUACAAAUAAAAGAUGAAGAUAUUUU